AUGCCAAACUCUAUGAAUCCAAUUGCAUGCGAUGUGUCAACUCACGGAGCACGUCCCUGGGUUCUUCAAGGACAUGGACAAUGGCCAGUUGCUAUCCCUAUGGCCGAUAUUAAUGCAAGCACAGUAGCGGAAACAUUACUGGAGGGUUGGAUUGCACAUUACGACGUGCCGUCUGAAAUAAUGACCGACCAAAGUCGACAAUUCGAGACAAAAUUAUUCAAUGAACUCAAGAGGCUAAUUGGCACAAAACACCUUAGAACAAGUCCAUAUCAUCCACAAGCAAAUGGAAUUGUCGAACGUUUUCACCGCACAUUUAAAACAGCUUUAAAGUGCCGAUCCAAGCAAAAACCAGUACCUACGACAAAUCACUCUAUAUCAAAAACAUUUGUACAACCGUAUCUUAAAAAAUGUGAUCAUGUUUAUCUACGCGAUGACACUAUUCGACCACCUCUCAAAGCAUCUUACGAUGGAUCAUUUAAGGUAACCGAUCGCGACGAUAAGCUGAUGACCAUUAUACGGAAAGACAAACCAGUACGUGUAAGUAUAGAUCGGGUCAAAGUUGCCUAUCUCUGCGAUGACGAGCAAAAAUCAAAUCAACAUCAGACAGCACGACAUUCUUGUGCUCAUCGAAAAGCAGACGAAAAUAACCAGAAGCAUCAUACAAAAAGAAGUCAAACAUCGUCUUGCGGCAGCCGAAUUUGGUUGCCAGUUCGAUUUGCUGAGAAUGAAAACCUACAUUCACCUGAAAUAUUUGUUACGUCAUUGGAAAGUGUUACAAGUUCUGUUAUCGGCGCUCUAUAUGGUGUUGUUAAAGUUAAUGAUAAAGAUAUUGGUCGAAAUGGAGUCAUUAAAAUAAUGGAAAUUGUGAACGGCGAUCCAGAAAAUGUAUUUCAAAUUGUACCAACUUCUAACAAACAUGAAUUUUAUAUUAAAGUAAGCAAAUAUGCUACAUUACCAAAACCACCAUUUACAUAUAAUCUUACAAUUCGAGCAGAAGAUGAUGGAAUACUUUCUCGACAAACUUUCAAAAAUAUUUUAGUUCCAAUUUUUUCAGUUGAGGAAAAUUUGCCAGUAUUUACAAAAGAAAUUUAUGAAGUGUCAAUUCCAGAAACCUCUCCACCAUCAAUGCCAAUUAUACGAUUAAAAGUUAUGGAACCGUUUUAUCAAAAAAAUUAUGUAAUAUCUCUAACUAUAAUUGGUGGAAAUGAAGACAAUACUUUCAAAAUUAAUCCGGACUCUGGAAUGUUGUACACACAAAAAUGCUUAGAUGCUGAAAAAAGAUCUCUUUAUACGCUCAUUAUAUCCGCCAUAUAUCAGACAAAUUUAAGACCUACAAAGCAGUCUUCUGCAAAAGUAAAAAUUAAUGUAGAAGAUAUGAAUGACAACGAUCCUGUGUUUGAGCAUAUUAAUCGUACAAUAUUUAUUAGAGAAAAUGAACCAGCGGGAACAGCUGUAGUAAAACUUAUUGCGAGAGAUAGGGAUAGUGGGGAAAAUUCAUAUAUUUCCUACAGUAUAACUAAUUUUGAUGAUGUUCCAUUUGAAAUUGAUCAUUUCACUGGAAUAAUAAAAUUAACUAAAUUGAUUGAUUACGAAACAAUGCGUAGAGUUUAUAUUUUGAAUGUACGAGCCUCAGAUUGGGGCUUGCCUUAUCGUCGCCAAACAGAAGAAGAACUUGUAAUUACAGUAACAGAUAUAAAUGAUAAUAGACCACAAUUUGAAAAAAUUAACUGUACAGGAGUUAUACAACAAAAUACCCCUAUUGGCACUGCUAUAUUUACUAUAUCCGCUAUUGACUUUGAUUAUGGAGACUUAAUUACUUAUGGAAUUAUAUCUGGUAGUGAAGACUCAUGCUUUAAUGUUGAGCCUACUACUGGGGUAUUAUCUGUUGGGUGUGACUUAACAGAUGUUCAACUAAGAUAUCGUCAAAUAAUAGUAUCUGCAUCAGAUGGAGCCCAUGUUUCGAACGAAAUGAUACUAACUGUAACACUAACUAAAACCUUUUCAAUUAAUUAUUUUAACUAUUAUAGCAAUAUUGAAUGUAUAGAAACAGGUGUUGCUAACAGAUUAGCUGAAAUAAUAACAUAUGGUAAAAGAAGUAAUACUAAUUACAGUCACCAAACAUCUAAAUAUCUAUCAUUAUCACCAAGUAGAUAUGGCGAAAAUAUUCAUUCACCUGAAUUUGUUAAGUUUCCACAGAAAAUAUUAAUAAAUGAAAAUUUAGCAUUAGGUGAAGUUGUAAUAAAAAUUCAAGCAAACGAUAGAGAUUUGGGAUACAAUGGAAAACUAGUGUUUGCUAUUUUAGAUGGAGACUAUGAUUCUGUAUUUAGAAUAGAUCAAGAUACGGGUGAAAUUCAAAUUAUAGGAUAUUUAGAUCGAGAAAGGCAGGAUGAGUAUUUACUUAAUAUAACUGUAUUCGACAUGGGUUCGCCUAAAAAGUGUACUUCAAAAAUUCUUAUUGUUUCUAUAUUAGACAAUAAUGAUAACCAACCGAUGUUUCAAAAGUAUCAUAUUACAUUGCAGCUUUCGGAAACUAUCCUGAACGACUCUGAAGUUAUUUGUCUUAAUGCUUCUGAUACUGAUAUAGGAAAAAAUUCUAUCAUAAAAUAUUUUAUAGUACCCACAACUAAGGACUUCCAAAUUAAUGAAAAAACUGGAUGCGUAUACACGAAUAAUCCAUUAGAUAGAGAAAUACAAGAAAAAUAUGAGUUGCAUGUUAUUGCAAAAGAUGGAGGAAUACCAACAUUAUCUUCUGAAGCUUUAAUAAAAAUAUUUAUUCAAGAUGUAAAUGACAACUCCCCAAUUUUUGGAGUUCAGGAAUUGUUAUUUAAAGUUAGGGAAGACAUUCCGAAAGGAACUGUAAUUGGGUUAAUUGAAGCAAAUGAUUUUGAUGCUGGAUUAAAUGGAGAUAUAUAUUACUAUUUAAAACAUGAAAAUGUAAAUGAGAAAGACUUGUUUAGCAUCGAUAAAUUAACUGGUGUUAUACGAACUAUUAACUAUUUAGACUAUGAAUCUCGCCAAAUUCAUAACCUUGUAGUUAGCGCUACUGACCUAGGUUCACCACCAUUAACUACACAUAUCGCUGUUGUGGUAGAAGUUAUUGAUAUAAAUGAAAAUCGGUUUUCUCCAGAAUUUGAUGAUUUUGUUUUUAAUUUCAAUGCAAAAGAAGAUGCACCUAGAGGAACCAUAAUUGCUAAUAUUACUGCAAAGGACUUGGACACUAGUGAUUCUGAUUCAAAAAUCUCAUAUUCUAUUCGAGGUGGCAAUGGAAUAGGAGUUUUUGCUGUUAACGACCAAGGUUCUAUUUAUAUCGUAUCACAUUUGGAUGCUGAAACAAUAUAUAGCUAUUGGAUUACAUUAUGUGCUCAAGAUCAUGGAAUAGUUUCAUUAAGCAGUUGUGUACAGGUUUAUGUGUUUAUCGAAAAUGUGAAUGACAAUGUGCCAUUAACUGACAUGCCGGUGUAUUUUACAACGGUUUUAGAAAGAAGCCAACCAUAUACAAAAAUUAUACAAUUACAAGCUCUAGAUGCAGAUAAUGAUCCGUCCUCAGUAAUAACUUAUAAAAUUGUUUCUGGCAACUCUGAGAAAUUCUUCCUCAUAAAUGCGACAACAG
Molecule: messenger RNA, 3610 nt
Organism: Teleopsis dalmanni
Lineage: Eukaryota; Metazoa; Arthropoda; Insecta; Diptera; Diopsidae
Product: fat-like cadherin-related tumor suppressor homolog
Biological process (GO): homophilic cell-cell adhesion; DNA integration
Cellular component (GO): plasma membrane
Molecular function (GO): nucleic acid binding; calcium ion binding
Source: RefSeq, a predicted model, not a curated record